CAAACUCAAGCCGGCACCGUCUUGAUCAACAUAGUCUGUCCCUUCUCCCGCUGCUACUCAGCAUUGUUAGAGGUCUACCUGUCACUGAAGCAGAGAUGUAGAAGGGUUGCCAUGGCGGAUCCGGUGGCGAAAAUGGAGGAAGGACAGCUCGGCCAUUCACAAGUGGCUAAGGAAUAUGGUAACAAUGCAAUGGGGGAUAAAAUUGAAGGCGGAGAAGGAGGAUACUCACAUGCACCUGAUGACCUCUCCUAUGGUGUAGACAUGAAGCAUAUCCGCUGGUGUGGCAUCCUUCAGAGAAUAGCAUUGCUAUACUUUGUUGUAGCCCUGAUAGAGACUCUCACCACCAAGCUUAGACCAACUGUCCUGCAGCCUGGACAUUUCUCAAUUUUCACAGCAUAUAAAUGGCAAUGUCUUGGAGGGUUCAUUGUUUUCCUGAUAUAUAUGAUCACAGUCAAAUGUGGGAUGAGAGGACACUUUGGUCCUGCUUGCAAUGCUGUUGGCUAUGUGGAUAGAGCAGUUUGGGGAGUCAAUCAUCUCUACAAAAGCCCUGUCUGGCAACGGCUGAAGGCUUGCACUCUUAGUUCUCCAACUUCAGGUCCUUUCCUUCCAAAUGCUCCAAGCUGGUGCCUUUGUCCUUUUGAACCAGAAGGGUUGUUAAGUUCAAUUUCGGCUAUCCUUUCUUGCACCAUUGGCAUCCACCAUGGACACGCUUUAAUCCAUUUCAAGGUUCACUUUGAGAGGCUGAAGCAAUGGGUCUCAAUGGGGUUUGGCUUGCUUAUCAUAGCCAUCAUUCUUCAUUUUACAGAUGCAAUUCCCCUCAACAAACAGCUUUACAGUUUCAGCUAUGUGUGUUUCACAGCCGGUGCAGCAGGAAUUGUAUUCUCUGGGUUCUAUAUACUGAUUGAUGUUUGGGGAUUUCGGAUGCCAUUUCUGUUCCUGGAAUGGAUAGGAAUGAAUGCAACGCUGAUAUUUGUGCUAGGGGCCCAAGGCAUUCUUCCAGCAUUUGUAAAUGGACGGUAUUAUGAGUCCCCUAACAACACCCUUAUUAUGAUACUGGUAGACCAUGCUGUGGUGGUAUAUCCAGUCCUUGAUGACGCGCCAUGGGAGGACAGCAUGUUUGCUGACUUUGUGAUGCCAUUUUUCCAUUUAUUGUUGGCGUUGCAAUUGCCCUUGCUCUCAAGAGAUUCUGAAGAUAAAGUGCAGACCAAUUUCGCUAGGUCCUGGACAUUUACUUUCUCCAUUUUCACAGCCUAUCAAUGGCAAUUAGUGGAAAGCAACAUCAAGCUUGCAGUUAAAUGUGGAAUGAGAGGACACUUUGGAUCUGCCUGCAAUGCUGUUGGUUAUGUGGAUAGACAAGUUUGGGGCAUCAAUUAUCUCUACCAUAACCCUGUCUGGAAACACCUGCAUGCUCGUACUCUCAGUUCUCCAUGUUCAGGCCUUCUCCGGGAGGAUGCUCCAAGCUGGUGCCAUGCUAGUUUUGACCCAGAAGGCUUGUUAAGUUCUAUCUCAGCUAUUCUCUCAAAUACCAUUGGCAUCCAUUAUGGGAUCACUAUAACAGGCUGCAAUUCAAUGGGUUUUUGUUUGCUUGUUCUAGCCUUCAUCCUUCACUUUACACAUGCUAUUCCUAUAAACAAACGGCUGUAUACAAUCAGCUAUGUCUGUCUCACAGCUGGCGCAGCAGCAACUAUAUUUUCUGGACUCUUACAUGUUGAAUGGAUAGGGAUGAAAUUCCAUGCUGAUAUUUGUGCUGGGGGCACAAGGUAUUAUGAGCACACUGAUAAGACGCUUGUUACUUGGAUCAAAGAUCAUGCCUUCAUAGAUGCGUCCAACACAGAGAAAGUGGGCAUUCUCCUUUAUGUGCUAUCUGCUGAGAUCACAUUCUUUAGUGUACUAGCUGGAAUCCUGCACAGGUUGGGGAUAUACCGGAGACUAUGAAAAUGAAAACUGCAAUUGCAACAUGUACGUCGACUUGGUUUCAAGGAGUAGGGAAAAUAAUCUACCUCAGAUACUGGAAAAACAGUUUCUGCUUCCUGGUUUGUUAGGAAAAUUUUCCUAUUUGAGAAAAUAAUCUCUGUUCAAUAAAAUUUUGGGUUGGCC
Messenger RNA from Rubroshorea leprosula, 2097 nucleotides. The record is from the annotation of a GenBank genome assembly. Lineage: Eukaryota; Viridiplantae; Streptophyta; Magnoliopsida; Malvales; Dipterocarpaceae.